Fulmarus glacialis (Northern fulmar) is the source of this 391-nucleotide messenger RNA. RefSeq names its product MYST/Esa1-associated factor 6 (gene MEAF6). The transcript is spliced from 5 exons. The record is from RefSeq and is a predicted model, not a curated record. NCBI's taxonomy places the organism in Eukaryota, Metazoa, Chordata, Aves, Procellariiformes, Procellariidae. The annotation marks the transcript as partial. Gene Ontology annotation, cellular component: NuA4 histone acetyltransferase complex.
GAACUCCAACAGCAAAAACGACCGGAGGAACCGCAAGUUCAAGGAGGCUGAGCGGCUCUUCAGCAAGUCCUCGGUCACCUCGGCAGCGGCAGUCAGUGCAUUAGCUGGAGUUCAGGACCAGCUCAUUGAGAAGCGGGAGCCGGGCAGCGGCACAGAAAGUGACACUUCUCCAGACUUUCACAAUCAGGAGAAUGAGCCCAACCAGGAGGAUGCUGAAGAGCUGGAUGGGUCUGUGCAGGGGGUGAAACCCCAGAAAGCUGCUUCUUCUACUUCUUCUGGGAGCCACCACAGCAGCCACAAAAAACGGAAGAACAAAAAUCGACACAGCCCGUCUGGCAUGUUUGAUUAUGACUUUGAGAUUGAUCUCAAGUUAAACAAAAAGCCAAGAGCC